This is a messenger RNA of Pectinophora gossypiella (pink bollworm), 5513 nucleotides long. Its product is annotated as transcriptional repressor CTCF-like. The transcript is spliced from 14 exons. The coding region runs from base 224 to 2176 and encodes 650 amino acids. Lineage: Eukaryota; Metazoa; Arthropoda; Insecta; Lepidoptera; Gelechiidae. The record is from RefSeq and is a predicted model, not a curated record. Gene Ontology annotation, cellular component: nucleus.
UAUUUCAUAUUUUCUGUAAUUCGCCGUCAUUUGUGCUAAAAAUCUGAAAACCUAUUUUGCUAGUGCUAGUGCAUUUGUUAUUGUGUAUAAUGUGAAAUGUCUCUGAAAACCCGUGAAGCUCUGAAUCUGAUGAUCUUGCGAUACUCUUCUUAGGCGGUGACAGCAGCGCCGUCUGUGAUUUCUAUUGCUGUUCACAUUUUGUGGCGGUAAUUUGUUGAUAACCAUGCCACCACCCGAUAAGAAGGCGAAGAACAAAAACUUCAUUCAAUCAUACCUCAAUACUCUGACCCAGCAGGAAGAACAGCAGACUGCAACAGUCUUAGCUACUGUCAACAAUGCAGCGGAAGAGGAACCAGAUACUGGGGUCACAUACUUCGUGGACGAAGAGGGCCGCUACUACUACCAGCCGGCUGGGGACAACCAGAAUCUAGUGUCCCUUCCUACGGACGUUGCUGAUGAAAAUGAGGCUAUGACGACUGAUGACCCGAUGAUGGUGGAGGCGGACACCUACCAGACUGUGACACUGGUUCCAUCAGACAACGGCCAGGGUGAGGUCAGCUACGUCCUGGUUGUGCAAGAAGAAAACAAGCCUGUUGUCAACAUCAACAUCAAGGAUGAGAAGACCACAGAUGACGUGUAUAACUUUGAGGACGAAGAGGAAGAGGCUGGUGACGAGGUGACGGACGAGGAGGACGAGGCCACGCAGAAGAUCAAGCCGCCAGUGCAGGUGAAGCGCGGCAAGUAUAUGCGCCCGCACUUCCCCUGCAAUUUCUGCUCCUACACCAGCCAUCGCCGGUACUUGUUGCUGCGGCAUAUGAAGUCGCACUCGGAGGACCGGCCUCACAAGUGCCAAGUGUGCGAGCGUGGGUUCAAGACCGUCGCCUCGCUACAGAACCACGUCAACAUGCACAACGGCGUCAAACCGCACAUCUGCAAGUACUGCAACAGCCCCUUCACCACUUCAGGCGAGUUGGUAAGACAUGUACGGUACAAGCAUACGCAUGAGAAGCCGCAUCGCUGCACGGAAUGCGACUACGCCUCCGUCGAGUUGUCGAAGCUUCGUAGACACGUCCGCUGCCACACUGGAGAGCGCCCGUACCAGUGCCCGCACUGCACGUACGCAUCCCCGGACACGUUCAAACUGAAGCGACAUCUACGCACGCACACCGGAGAGAAGCCAUACAAAUGUGAACACUGCAACAUGUGCUUCACACAGUCCAACUCACUCAAAUCGCAUAAACUCAUACACAACGUGUCGGAGAAGCCGGUGUACGCGUGCGAGCUUUGCCCGGCCAAAUGCGGACGCAAGACAGACCUGCGCAUCCACAUUCAGAAGCUGCACACUUCAGACAAGCCACUCAAGUGCAAGCGCUGCGGGAAGUCGUUCCCCGACCGGUACUCCUGCAAGAUUCACAACAAGACGCACGAAGGCGAGAAGUGUUUCAAGUGCGAGCUGUGCCCGUAUGCUUCGACCACGUUGCGGCACCUGAAGUCUCACAUGCUCAAACAUACGGACGAGAAGCCCUUCGCCUGCGACCAGUGCGAUCAGUCCUUCAGGCAAAAGCAACUGCUCAGGCGGCAUCAAAAUCUCUACCACAAUCCGGAUUAUGUGGCCAAGCCACCAAAGGAGAAGACCCAUACGUGUCACGAAUGCCAGCGCUCAUUCGCCCGUAAAGGCAACCUGAUCAGGCACUUGGCCAUACACGACCCGGAGUCGGGCCACCGGGAGCGCGCGCUGGCCCUCAGGAUGGGCCGCCAGAAGAAGGUCAAAUACGUCGACGGGACUAUGAAGUUGCAAGUGUUGGAAGGCGACGAAGAAGAGUCAGACAUCGUGAAGCUGGGCAUGACGACGAACGAGCUGCGACGCGGCGAGCUGGUGACUGUGGCAGAUGGCAACGGCCAGCAGUACGUGGUGCUGGAGGUGAUCCAGCUGGAGGACGGGACGGAGCAGCACGUCGCCGUCGUCGCCCCGGACUACGUCGAGGAACAAGAAGAAGAAGACGAAGAAGAAGAGGAGGAGGAGGAAGAAGAGGAAGUACAGGAGGUGACUGACAAGAAACAGAAGCAGGGAACCGUCAAACUUGAGAAGGAAGUCGACAGCUGCUUCGGUUUUGAUGAAGAAGAUGCUGAGGAUGCUGAGGCUGGUACUGAAAAGUAUGUAUUUGAGAUAGUCUAGCCCAGGAUUGGUUGCUUAACCGAGUGCGAGACGGCCGUGCGCUCCUUACUCUUUUAAAGCAACCACCGUGUCUGUUCCGUUCAACUGCACUACGUACAAUAUCGCCAACACCUACCGUGGAGUAAUAGGGAUCCCGCAACAGUAACAUGGACUUAGCUGUGGAUGAUCUGCAGAAUUACAGAGAGUUGUUGAAGCUGCCUGAAAAUCUGAACACUUGUAUGUUCCAACUAGUUGACACCCAGAUUUGUGGUAAGACAUGUCACAUGUGGAAGAUUGUGACGUGGGUUGAGUUUACAGCAAGAGCGAGUCAACCUGUGAAACCUUGUUGGUGAUUUCCUCCAGCUUGGCUUCAGGAGAAACUUACGAGACGACGCGGCAUGUCCUCGCGUAAAAUACUUGUGGAUAUGCUUCAGUUGUGCAUAAGCAAAAUGUACAAUGUAAGGAGACAACUACUCAAAAAGUAAUGCAGAUAUAGCAGUUAGUCGAUGUUGCAAUAAGACUCUUUAACCAGCUGGAAAGUCAUACACUUGAAAUAUACGUAAGACUAAUGAAAAUAAACAUGUAAUGUGGAAAGAAAUGUUGACUGAGUCUUAGUGCUGAGUUUCUAGUUUCUUAUGACAGUGCAUUAUUCUACAGACAUACUUUAUAUAUAGAAUGUGUAAUGUAAAGUGAAUGGGACAGAAUAUAAUGUAGCGAGAGCACGAAAAGGUAUCUAAGCAACGGACAAAAUGAACAAUCAUGGCAGGAAGUGAUUUAUUGUAAAUAGUAGUCUAGGUGUUUAUUUAAUAUACUUAGUGUUAUGUGUUUGAAGUUCUAUACGAAGAUUGGUAUUUUAUUACUACUACAUUAUCGACAAUUUCAAAUAUUCACCAAUGGUUAAUCUACUCGAUGUAUAUUUUAGUGAAAUAUAUAUAUUAUGUUUGCUUGAGACCGGUCUCGCAUCAUAAUUAAGACUUAUUUUAAUUCAUGAAUUAUAAGCGCAAAAUUAAGUGUAUAUAAGUAUGUUUUCAUGUAACUAUGCAUAUACAUAUAAACUUCGAAUGGACAUGUAAAAUACUGAAAUUUCGACUUGAAUAUAGUGACCAAGAUGAUCUUCAUUGUAUAUUUUUACUUAAUAAUAUGAUACUUAAAAUUCAUUUAGGAUAGUUCCCUAUUGAAAUCGACAAAUACCGCCACAGGAAAAUGGAUAUAGAUUGCUACUUCCAAUAAAGGCUGUGUAUAAUUUAGAACAAUGUGUCUGGUAGCAGCAUCUACGUCGUCGACAUUGUUUGAUUGUAAAUGGUCCAAAUUACUUUCCAAAUAGCGGUAGAAUAACAAGUUUUCUGUAUUAAAAUGUAGUUCAUUCACUUAAUGGCAUUUCACACGGUCGCCUUAUCGUUCAUUGCUGGAUAUGUGGCCACUGCUAAUACUACAAUACGCUUUGUAAGAACACCAAACUCAAUUUAGAUAUAUUUUAUGUGUAGUUGCAGAUUUUUUAUAAUGCUGUUAAUGUUACUGUGUUUAUUGCAAAUGAAGUAGCUGCGAGCGAGAAUAUUACACAAAGUAUAUAUGUAUACAUAUAUAUAUGUAGUUGAUGUAUGCUUUUUCCCUGAGGCAGUAAACGUUACGCAUUAUCGAAUAUUUCAAUAUUCAAAACUUUAAUGUCUUAUUCGAUAAGGUAACUAUAAACAUGAUGGAAUUAUGAAUUGACUAAACCAGUAGAGUAGUGUUUAAAACUUAAAUUUGAUGUAGAAAAGAAUUAUGAUUAUUGUUUUUAAUUCAUAGUGUUAAUGAUAGGUCGAUAACAAUUUUGUAUGUAUCAAAUGAUUGUAUAUAUGUGAAGUGCAGGGGUCUGCGAUCAUAGCUUACUGGCAACAUUGUUAUUUGGAUUCUGGUAGUGAUGCGUGUACAAUAUUUAUUCAGUGGUGGUGGUGGUUGUGGUACAGUUGCCGAGGUCGGUCAUUGAUCUCACAGUCCACACGAGAGAAAAAUAUUGAGUCGACGCCGAUGAAGGGAUACUUUUAUCUCUACCUAGUAUAGAUCAAUGUUAGUAAGUAUUAUAUUGGUACUGAUUCCAGUACACACCUUCUAAUUUUAUUUUAAGUUAUAACUGUCAUUUUUUUAUUCUUAUCCGCCGAAAAAGAAAGGGACCGGUAAGCAGGCAUAAAAUUUAUGGAACACAUGUCUAUUUUAAGCAGAAGUUUAAAAAAGCCCUUCCAAAUUUUAUAUUGGCCAUUAAUCCGACGGAAUUGACUUGACAGCACACGUCAAUCGGAUUGCAUAUGAGCGAGAAGCCUAUUUUAUUCAUUUUAAAAUUAACAGUUGUCAAUCAUCCGUCCCUUUCGUUUUCGACGGAUAAGAAGAUGACAGGUAUAACAAUAAGAUUAGGUGUCUGCCGGAAUCGGGGCCAUUGUAUUUCAAUGUGUUACACUGUUUAUGGUAAUUAAUCAAUUAUUAUACCACUUUUCCAUUGUCUAUCGAUGUGUAUUGGUAUUAUUGCACGAUUAACUAAAGUACCCCAGUAAACCCUGAGCACAAUAUGUAUAUGUUUGACAUACUCUUCAAUGUUAUAAUAAUAUAUCUGUGGCAUGAAUUUUAUAAUAAAAAUGUCGUCGAAACAAUGUUUGAUGUAUAUUAUUGAAAUAUUUUAUAUUUACGUGCGUUGUAAAGAUCUCAUUCGUGAGUUUUAUUAUACAAAUGUAAGUUUACAAUUGUGUGAGGUACCUUACAAAUUUCCAUACAAAGUAUAAAACAUAUUUAUGCCAUUAAAGGUAGAGCACAUAAUGCAAAUCGAAAAAUAAUCAUAUUUGUUAUUGGGAAGAAUACUUUUGUGAACUUUCUAUUCACACUAUGGUAAUGUUAAGAUAUGUAGAUUGAGUCUCAAUCAUUAUAGACAACUGAAUUAAUUUUCUGCAUCGUACUAUUGUGUAGUUUAUUGUAUUCAAAGUAUCAUUGAAAUUGUAGCUAUCUUGUAUAAUGAAAUCAUUAACGAUACAUUGACAUUUUGUUCCUGUAUAAAUAAUUAUUACUGAUUUGUAAAUUUAAAAUUUUCUUCCGGAUUUUCUUUCAAGCAUUUUCAAAAUGAUGUAGAACUACAGUUCAUAGAAUUGUAGCUAUCCAUACCUCAUGGCCUAUGUUUAAAAUGUUGUUGCUUUCUUGCAAUUUUAAUAAGUGACACAUUCAGUUUGGCCUUGUAAUUGAAAAUGUUUCGGUUUAAGUUUUUUUUUUACUAUUUGUCAUUGUUGUAUUGUAUAGUUUAGAUAAAUAUGCAAUUGUAUAAAAAUCAGGAUAGACAUCUUAUGUAUGUUGCCACUUGAAAUCCAUAAUUCAUCGAUUAAAUGAGUUGAAUUGGAAAUAA